This is a messenger RNA of Sclerotinia trifoliorum, 3150 nucleotides long. The record is from the annotation of a GenBank genome assembly. Lineage: Eukaryota; Fungi; Ascomycota; Leotiomycetes; Helotiales; Sclerotiniaceae.
AUUCUGCGAUUGCCCUUGAAAUUUGUAGUCUCCUCUUUUUCCGCGAUACUUCUCCCUUUUACACCUCACACCUCACACCUCACACCCUUCAACCCAACCUCAUCCAUCAACCCUCUUUUUUUUUUUCAAAGCAUUCCCUCCCAACUGAGAGUUGUUAUCAUAACCAAAAUAAACAACUCUCUACCACAUUCAUUUGGAACAGCGACUUUUAUCUCAAAAUCGAAAAAAACUUCUCUCUUCCUCCAAAAAUCAAUUAAAAUUUCAACACAUCAAAACAAAUACUCAAAAUCAAAAUCAACCCUCAGAAAUUCAUUAUCCUUUCAAAGCGACUUUACCUCAAUUUGUCCCAUCUCUCCCCCUACAAAUUAUUCUCAAUCCUAGAAGAAAAAAAGACGUUAGUGAAUCUUCGAAAUUAAGUCCGAUUGAACCUAAGCCAAGGUAUGUAUGUAAUUGAAUCUCUCGUGUUUCCAUUCAUUCACCGUCCCACUGUUCCCCAUUGAAAUCUUAUUUCCCUGUUGGUCGAGUCAGUCAUUCGUUGUUACUAUUUGACCUCACCUCGCCUUUCAAUAAGAUUUGUUGUCAAUUGUCGCAUCUUAGAGAUCUGAACGCUAAUAUCUUCUCUUCAACUUUGAAGUCAACUUCGAUCCUCGACGACGACCAAAUUCUCUCUCUCUAUCCCACCGAGAUAUUUACAUUUGUGAUUGCGCUUCACAUCCAAUCGAUAUAUUAAGAGUCUUCAAAGUUCGGAAUCAAGAAAACCUUUAGUCUAUCCAUAUCGCAAGAGUUCCCUUCAGAAUGAGGUUCACCCCAGUUUCAGUUGCGCUUUUGAGCGUUGCGGGUGUUGCAAUUGCGCAACCUCACAAUCAUCAACAUCGUCACCCAGCUAGAGCAAACAAGGUCGUACGUGAGAAUGCUGUUGUUUCGGUGACAGAGGUCAUGCCAGGCCCAAUCGAGACGGUCUACAUGCUCAAUGGAAAGGACAUCUCUCUGGCCGAAGUCCAAGCUGGAUUGGCAUCUGGAAAAUACGUUUUGGUCGGAGAUCAGGUACUCGCUGAUGCACCAUCUGCUACUAACUGGUUUACUGGUUCAAUUCCGCCCGUCCCAACCACCACUCCUACUGCCGAGACCACUCCUGCUGCCGCAACCACUCCUGCUGUUGAGACCACCCCUACGCCUGCCCCCAGCUCGACCACCAAGCCUAUCGCAGAAUUUAUUGAGAAGUUCUCUUCAUCUUCUUCCAAAUCAUCGUCAUCAUCGUCCUCGACUUCAACUUCGACUUCGGCAUCUAAAUCAAGUACUGCCGCUUCCAAGUCCUCCACAUCUGCGGUUUCUGUUCCCACAUCCAGCAGCUCCAGCAGCUCCGGCAACUGGGACGACUUCCCAAAUGGCGAAAUCUCUUGUUCCACUUUCCCAUCUCAGUAUGGUGCAAUUCACGUUGACUACCUCGGCUUGAAUGGAUGGAUCGGUAUUCAAAGCACCCCUGGUUACACCACCUCUGCUUCUUCAAUCGUAACCAUUAACACCAUGACAAGCGGUGGAUGUGUUAAGGGUGCGUUCUGCUCCUAUGCCUGCCCAGCUGGGUACCAGAAAUCUCAAUGGCCUUCCGCACAAGGGAGCACCGGCGAAUCGAUCGGUGGUCUUUACUGCAACGCCAAUGGCAAGCUUGAAUUGUCCCGACCUUCUGUUAAACAACUCUGUACCGCUGGAUCUGGAUCUGUCAAGGUGGAGAACAAGCUCGGCAGCAUUGUUGCUGUUUGCCGCACUGAUUACCCUGGUCUUGAGGCUGAAACCGUUCCAUUGUCUACCUCUCCUGGUCAAACCUACGAUUUGACUUGCCCAGAUGCCAGCGAUUACUACUCAUGGGAAGGACUACCAACUUCUGCACAAUACUACAUUAACCCACAAGGGACUGGCAUCAAUGAAGCUUGCGUUUGGGGUACUCAAGGUGGAAAUGUCGGUAACUGGGCUCCCGUCAAUGCUGGUGUUGGUAAAGAUGCUUCUGGUAACACUUGGUUGUCAAUCAUUCCCAACACCCCAACCAACACUUACGGCACCUUGGACUUUACCAUCUCCAUCGAAGGUGAUGUCUCCGGAAAAUGUUCCUACUCCUCUGGGACAUACUACAACAAUGGUGUUGUGUCCUCAACAGGCUGCACCGUAAGUUAAUUUAUUCGCAAGAAGUGGUGGGUUGUUAGCUAACAAAUUCUUUAGGUCUCCGUUAACCCAGGUGGUACUGCCACAUACGUCUUCUCAUAGACGCUUGACGUCCUCGAUUUCCUUUCCAAAAUUUCUGGUGCACAUACUCUUUUCUUUUCGCGCGCAUACCAUGAUUGCAACUUAUGAUCGUUGCAGUCAGUUUUUCUUUUACACGCCCUCAAGUUAUUCUAAGCCUCGGAUCUUCGAACCUACGCUCCACUUGCAACUUUCGAACAAACUUGUCAAUAAUAUACCCUUUCCAUCUGGUCUCUGAAUAUACUUCGUGUGGCAAUUUUUCCUUUUGUAAUCAAUGUCGCUAAUGUUUUUACAUUAUUGAAGUGGAAGGUAUUUGGACGUUGGAAUACAACGCUCCGAAUGUUGUGUAGGCAUGGAUGAAUGUCUUGUGGGUUGGAGGUGGUGGGUGGAAUAAAAGUUGUGUUCUCAGCAGAUGAAUGUUCAUAUGACGACGGGAAAGCCUUCUUUCCUUUGAAGCGAUCACCUUGGUUAACUCUUCUACGUAUCUGUUACGCAUUUUGAAGGAGACGUGCUCCUGGUACAGAGUGCCCCUCUAUCCCUACGGCCUUUUAUCAAUUUGCCGCAGGCACUCUUGCAUAUGUUUUCAUACUGGCUACAAAAUAAUUGGACGGAGCGCAUACGGAUCUGGGAUUUGUCGCCAUGUCUUCCUUCAAGGGAGACAUGGUAGAGAGCUAGUGAGGCUUGUUUUAUGUGGAUGUGAAUGGCAAACUUGACGACAUAGACUGCGAAAUAUGGUACAUGUAUCAAUACAAGUAGUUUAGUCGGCACAACACAAAGACGAGGAAAAAGGAGAUCUGUUACACUCUACUUAUUCUACCUUUUCAAGAAAGAUGAUGAGAUAUUUUGAGAAAAGAAAAUAAAAAAACAGCUAAAUAGAAUAAUCAGAUGAAGUGUGUGGCCUUUUUCGUGUAUACAAAU